This is a messenger RNA of Amaranthus tricolor (Joseph's coat), 1526 nucleotides long. RefSeq lists its product as uncharacterized. Lineage: Eukaryota; Viridiplantae; Streptophyta; Magnoliopsida; Caryophyllales; Amaranthaceae. Gene Ontology annotation, biological process: mitochondrial respiratory chain complex III assembly. The transcript is spliced from 2 exons. The record is from RefSeq and is a predicted model, not a curated record. Bases 379 to 828 code for a protein of 149 amino acids.
CUCACGUUCACAAAAAAAAAAAAAAAAAAAAAAAAAAAGAAAACAAACACGGCUACUCUCCUCCCUCCCUCCCUCUCUUCUCCCUCUUCCCCUUGUGCGUGCCGCCAGCUGCUGCCCCAAACGGCUGCCCACGGAGCCCAGCAGCCACCACCAUUUCUCCCUCCUUCUCCCACGUCAAUCCGCCAGCAGCACCAGCCCACUUGCUGGCCGUGAGCUGCACCACAACAGGGCAGCCGAGUCUCCCUUCCACCAUCAGCAGCCGCGUCACUCCCUGCCGCCAGCAACUAGCGGCUGUGACAGCAGCAAUCUGAGCCUUGACUCCAUCCACCACCACACUAACCACUCUUCUCUUCACCCCUUGCUCUUGUUCAUCUAAGUAUGAUUAGCAACAUGCGUAACUUUAAUACUAUCUCUAUACGUCUUGUUCGAAGAGCAAUCUUUUGGCGGAGAUUACAUAAUGGUCCAGACACUGUAGAGGAGCUGCUUGAGCGGCAUUUGGUGAAGGAGAAACCAUCAUAUGAUGAUGAUGAAAAUGAGCUCUUGACCCGUCAACGACUCACCAGUACACGACGAGAGGCAUUAUGUCUCUAUAGGGAUAUUUUUCGUGCAACAAGGUUCUUUUUGUGGCCUGAUAAUAGAGGAGUCUUGUGGCGAGAUAUACUAAGAGAAAAUGCUCGUAAAGAAUUCGAAGAGGCUAGAUUCGAGAAAGAUCCUGAAGUAAUAACCCGAUUGUUGAUUGGCGGGAGAGAUGCUGUCCAAGCUGCUAUUGACAAGCUUGCUGAGAAACAGAAGGAACAGAUAGCAAAGGAACACAAUGGCAAAAGUUAAUGAACUUGAUCUUCUUUUAUGGAAAAUGCAAAUGUCUAAAAUUAGCAAGUUUUAAAUAGAUAAUGAGUUUCAUUUUGGUCUGAAAUAUUUAGUCAGCUUGUGAUGCAACUUGAACAUGUUUUUAGCAAUACAUGAACAACACUGCUAUAAGGUUUUUGUAAAAUAAUUGUGGACUGAGCAUUUGAAAAAGCAUUCAUUUGUUCUUUGAAUGGAAGUGAUUAGAGCUCAUUUGUAGGCUAGUUAUUUACUUUCUAUGUAAUUGGUUUUGAGCUUUUCAAAAUGAUCCUCCAAACCAGGCUCGGCCCUGAGAUUCUGAGAGGUAGACAACAUGGUUGGCCACCAAGGGACCGAGAUUAUGAGGAGCCUAAUUUUUUUCAAAAAAAUAAAUUAAUGUAUGUGGAGAAGGAUCGUUUUCCGGUUUUACGGUUUUCCGGGUUGAUUUCAUGAACAAUCAGUCUCCAGAUCGUUUUUCAGUCUUGGGGCUAGUAGGUAUUCGUGGUUGUCUAAGCCCAUUGAUCGGAUCUGCGAUCCCGGGGCUUUCUUGAAGCAAGAUAUAUAACCAAACUUAUUUCCCCUUCCCAAUUGUUCGUUGGGCUUGCAAUUUUGUUGGCGAUGGUCCUGCUGGUGGGUUGGCGGUGUUCUCCUUGGAGCAUGGUCGGCCCUGUAGUAGGGUUCCCAUUGAGUAAAGGUGGCGGCUG